AUGAUGGCAGCUAUGAACAUAGCCAUGGUGUGUGACUUCUUCUACCCUCAACUAGGUGGCGUGGAAUUUCAUAUAUACCACCUUUCGCAGAAGCUGAUAGAGCUUGGGCACUCAGUGAUCAUUAUUACACACGCAUAUGGUGAUCGCACUGGGGUGCGAUAUCUGACGAAUGGGCUGAAGGUGUACUACGUGCCCUACCUGGUUCUGUAUCGAGAAACGACUUUGCCCACUGUAUUUGCUAGCUUUCCAAUUAUUCGCAACAUUCUACUGAGAGAAAAGGUAGAGCUGGUACAUUCGCAUGUUAGCGUCUCAACUCUGGCACAUGAGAGCAUUCUGCAUGCCAACACACUGGGGAUAUACACGGUAUUUACGGAUCAUUCGCUGUACGGCUUCGAAAGUAUCGGUUCCAUUCUGGUGAACAAACUGCUAAAGUUCACGCUCACGUGUGUCGACCAGGUGAUAUGCGUAUCUCACACCUGCAAGGAGAAUAUGGUGCUGCGAGCAGAGAUCGAUCCCUCUACGGUGUCCGUGAUUCCAAACGCUGUAGUCGGGAAAGAUUUCAAGCCGUUAGAAGCAGAUCGCCGCGUAGCCACUGGGCGUACUACUAUCGUGGUGAUUUCCAGAUUGUUCCCAAAUAAGGGCGCCGGCCUACUAACACAUCUGAUUCCACGUGUGUGCGAAAUGCAUAGCUCUGUGGACUUCAUCAUUGCGGGCGAUGGACCUAACUUUGUGCAUUUCCAGCAGAUGAUAGAAUCAUAUCGGCUACAGGAUCGUGUGCAGCUGCUAGGCGCGGUGCAGCACGAGAAUGUGCGCGAAGUCAUGUGCUUGGGUGACAUAUAUUUACAUGCUAGUCUCACGGAAGCCUUCGGGACAGUUUUAGUUGAGGCCGCGUCAUGUGGACUGCUCAUCGUAACAACGAAAGUUGGGGGCAUUCCCGAGGUUCUUCCAGAAAACAUGACCGUGUAUGCAUCUGAAACAUCGGUUUCCUGUCUCGUUGAGGCCACAAAUAAAGCAAUCGGAAUUUUAAGAGAGAAGAAGGUCGAUCGGAUGGCCUUUCAUGAACAGGUUUCCCAAAUGUACGACUGGAUGGAUGUAGCUAGGCGUACCGUUCAGGUGUAUGCAAAAUGCCAGAGAAAUCCUGCGAAUAAGGAUUGGAAUGUGAUGCUGAAGAAGUAUUACCAUAGAGAUAAAGUAUGGGCUCGUACUCUCUACACCCUUUGCUGUAUCACUGAAUAUAUUUUGUGGUAUGUGCUUGAAUGGUGGUAUCCUCGCAGUGAAAUCGACAUUGCCCCAAAAUGGCCGAAGAAAGUGUAA
Eremothecium gossypii ATCC 10895 is the source of this 1314-nucleotide messenger RNA. It is a transcript of the gene SPT14, whose product is annotated as phosphatidylinositol N-acetylglucosaminyltransferase SPT14. The transcript is spliced from 2 exons. The coding region runs from base 1 to 1314 and encodes 437 amino acids. NCBI's taxonomy places the organism in Eukaryota, Fungi, Ascomycota, Saccharomycetes, Saccharomycetales, Saccharomycetaceae. Gene Ontology annotation, cellular component: glycosylphosphatidylinositol-N-acetylglucosaminyltransferase (GPI-GnT) complex. The record is from RefSeq and is marked provisional. Gene Ontology annotation, biological process: GPI anchor biosynthetic process. Gene Ontology annotation, molecular function: phosphatidylinositol N-acetylglucosaminyltransferase activity.